UGUGCAGCCAACAGCCAUCCUGCACGACAGCCGGCCUCUGCGUGUCUGUGUUUGUGUGAAAGUGGGAGACGCGCGCACGCGCCACCGGGAAAGAAGGAUGACCCGCCAGGGGCCGGACGCGAGGAGUAACCAGCUGAGGCCCCCCAUCCGGGAGUUCCAGAUGGGUCUUCGAUCAAAGUGAUUCCCCUCCCUCAGAAGCAGGAGAUAAACCAAAUCUUCCAGACAUGGAGGUGAGGGGGCAACUCAUCAACUCAUCCAGCUACAGCUCUUCAGAGGCUUUGCAGCGGGACCUCUGUCCGCGGAUCCGGCUGGAGCGGGUGCAAGAGCUGCUGGAGAAGCAGCGGUCGCUCCAGCAAGUGCUCAGCCUGCGCCUUAAGGAGCUGCGCCGCAUUUGCCUUCAGGAGGCUGAACUGACAGGAAAGCUGCCUCCCGAAUACCCCCUGGAACCAGGGGAAAGACCCCAGCCCGUGCGCCGGAGGACGGCAGUCGCCUACCGAAAUCCCACUGCCCUCAGGAACGAGGAAGCGCCUUCCCUGGAGGAGCUGACUCAGGAGCUGGCUCUGCAACAGCAAGUGGCCGAGGCUGCCCGGCGCCUUGCCGUGGCUCCAGACUUGACGGCUGAGCAGCGCCGCCGGCGGAGGCAGGUCCAGGCAGAUGCCGCCCAGCGCCUCCGGGAGCUGGAGGCUCAGGUGGCAGAGUUCCGGGUGCGACUAGGCAAAGGGCCCCCCCAGAGGGGCAGCCAUGAAGAGGCUUUUCAUUCAGAGAGCAGCUCCCUCUCCGAAUCGGCCAGCCAUGAAAAUGGGGUAUGUGGAUGCUUCUACCCUGUGCCCUGUGCUCUGUCCUCAGACGACCCCCACAGCUUCCACCCCUCCAAAGUCUCCAACCACCAGGGGACUUUUUUUGACCGUCCUUCGCCGCCUAAGGCCCGAGAUCACCUGCGUGCCAUUUCCAGUAGCCCCGACCGCCGACCAGGAUGGCGGCUUUUGCAGCCGGACCUGUACAACGAGGGCAAGGAUCGCAGGAACUCUGUUGCCAGCCCUGCCAGCCCAAGCCGCACCCUCCCCAGGAGUGCUUCCAGCUUUGAGGGCCGGAGUGUCCCAGCAACGCCAGUGUUGGCAAGGAGCGCUUGCGCAGGCGGCCACCAGUUCAGGUCCGAGGCCCCAGCCCUACACCCCCGGCAAUGGUCAGGCAGCCACGACUCCCAGCUUGGACCCCCGAGCCGCGACACCAGCGCUGACCGGGCCUCCCUCUUCGCCGCUCGGACCCGUCGCAGCAACAGCUCAGAAGCCCUGAUUGAGCGGGCCCCAUCGGAUGACCCUCUCUUCCCCGCUGCCCCCCCUUUUAAAAGUGCGGAGGCCCUGACCCCUUCCAUCUCUGGCCGCAACUCUCGGGCCCCUUACAACGACCUCCUUCUGGACUACUACCUGGAGCGCAGGUGCUGGGGCGGAGGCGAGCACCUUUCGCGCCGGGACGGGCCCCCCCAGCUGGAGUGGGGGGCCUAUCCCGAGAGCCCGCUGCAGCGCCGAGCCCGGCCGGCUGCCCGCACCAAAUCCUGCGGCCCGCUGUUGCCCCCCCAGUCCCGGGAGGUCGGUUACGGGCCCCCGUUGCCCCCCCAGCGCAACUUCCACAAAGCCCUGGCCCUGGAGGGACUCCGGGACUGGUACCUGCGCAACGCUGGAGUCAGCCAGCGGGGGGCGCUAGAGAGACGGGGACCCUCGCACCCCAGCCACCAGCCGCUCCGCAGCUAUUAUGAGCCAGCUGCCGCCAACCCCGAGACGGGCUACUAUGGGGCGCCAGGGGGGCUGCCCCACUCAGUGAGCUACGCCGGGCAGCCGCUAUAUGGCAGACCCUUUGGGGAACUGCUUUACAUGGAUGACUCUGCUGGCCCCUACAGCUUGGACUCCACAGAGCAGCCAGCCCCGGGGACAUUGGUCUGACCCUCCCCACCCCAGGGGAAAUUGAAUUUGGUCUCUUUUUCUUUUCUUCGCUGGUGCCUCGUGUGUGCGUGUGUUACACCAUGUUGUGGGGACGGGACUCCCUGCUGGCAGGGUUUAUAUACUAUAUCUAUAUAUCUGUAUGUGUGUGUGUGAGAGAGAGAGAGAGAGAGAGAAAUUGAGUGUGUGAAGGUGGGUUGUUGCAUGUCACACUGGACACACAACUGGGGGGUAGGCCAGGAAUGUCUCCCCAGUUCUUCCUACACAUUAUUAAACUUUUACCAUUUGAGAUUUUUUAUUUUAUUUGAGGGGAUAUGUAUUUACUGUACCCCACUGCCACUCACUCCCACCCCAAAAGGGUUUAACUGCUGCGGGUUGCCCUCUAGGGAGCGGCGCAAUGUUUCUGCCCCGGUGCUGUGUGGCGUUUUCAACCCGAGACCCUGGAAUGUAUCGUGGAGGGGCGUGCAGGUGUUUCUUGGGGGCAAAAGGCUGCAUAGGGCAGACCCGCCAUCUUGCUGUGGAAUUUCAGUUCUCUUUAAAAAUGUCCGGAAGAGAGGGAAAUAAUCUACACCCGCCACACACACCCCAUGAGCAAUUUCUGUUCACCCCCCUGCUCACUUCUGACAGGGGGUGGGGUGGGGGAGACUUCUGCAGAAAAGGGACUCCAGGUAAGGGAAAUGCAAGCUCCCCCCCUUUUUUUUUAAGGUCCAGCUGCUUCCUGGCAGGUGAAACUGGGAUGGGUGCUAUAGGAUGAGAGUUCUUGCUUUCAGUUCAUCUCAAAUUGAAGGUGAAAUUGAAAUUGUUUCUCCCCCCCCCCUUGCCCAGAGGUUGUUGCAUAACAGGGCCCAUCACUCAUGGCUUUGCUGCCUGGGACUUAAGGGAGUUGGGAACCCAACAAGACCUUUGAGGGCCACAGGCCUCAAAGAAAGGGGUGUGUGUGUGGGUGUGUCAGAAGCUACCGGCUGAAAUGGCCGCCCAUUAUGGUGGCUGUGGGAACCGCGGGGGUUUCUGUUACUGCUGUGAGCGCGAAAUUCGACUCGGUCCGCGGGCAAGUGUCUAAAAAGCACAGGCAGAGAGACCCUUUCGCGAACCCCAUUCAACCAUGCUGCCGGCCCCCCUCCUCUCCCUUGUCCCGCAGUGUUACAAAGGGGGGGGGGAAAACCCUUGCUUUCCUUUAAAAGCUUUUUAAAAAUGUGGUGGUUUUUCCUCUUCACAGCUGCACAACAAGUGGUCACGUCCUUUAAUAAUCUCUGUUUUUGCCCAUUGAAUCCAGAUCAUAUUUUGG
Lacerta agilis (Sand lizard) is the source of this 3219-nucleotide messenger RNA. RefSeq names its product coiled-coil domain containing 120 (gene CCDC120). The record is from RefSeq and is a predicted model, not a curated record. NCBI's taxonomy places the organism in Eukaryota, Metazoa, Chordata, Lepidosauria, Squamata, Lacertidae. The coding region runs from base 225 to 1937 and encodes 570 amino acids. The transcript has 10 exons.